Fusarium fujikuroi IMI 58289 is the source of this 828-nucleotide messenger RNA. RefSeq lists its product as uncharacterized. Lineage: Eukaryota; Fungi; Ascomycota; Sordariomycetes; Hypocreales; Nectriaceae. The record is from RefSeq and is a predicted model, not a curated record. The transcript is spliced from 2 exons. Bases 1 to 828 code for a protein of 275 amino acids.
AUGUCGUGGACAAGAAAAAAGACAACAGGGCCUCUACCACCUCCACCCUCAUUCACCCCGAAGUUCUCGGAAACAUAUGUGAAAAAGCGGGCCUCUAACAAUGGCCAUGGCACUGAUGACGCUCUCGCUGUGAGCCGAAUUCUUGAAGCAGCUGAUAUCCCAUGUUGUAUGGUCGGAACAAGUGCUCUCAUAUUUUACGGAGCUGCCAGAGUGCGCAAUGACUGGGAAAUUUGUGUCCCGGCACAUCUCGUUGGUAAAGCUGUAGCUUUAUUACAGUCAGAACCUCAUUCUGCUACUUACCACGUUGCGGAGCCCUGGGACAAACCGAGCUCAUCUCUGAAACAUACAUGGCACCGAUUCAAACAUUGCGAAACCAAUUUUUCCUUUGUCAUUGUCCCUGAUAGAGACGUCCACAUUAUCUGUGAACCCUCCAACUUCACGCGCAGCCUCCGAGGACUACCUUAUCCCAAGUUAGAUGUCUUCAUACAAAGCUGUCUAGACUCAGGCGAUGAACUGCAGCUUUGCGAUGUGAUUGACGGUACGGAUUUACCAGAGGAAUGGGGCGAAGAGAAUCUUGAACUUGAUGGUACAAAUGACGUCGGAUGGGCGAUUGAAGCAAAUAAGAGAGGUCGAGAAUCCCAAAAGGAGAAGUUUGCGAACGCGUGUACUUUUCCAAUCAAUCGAAAAAGCAGACGAGCUAUGUGGCAAUCGUACGUACGAACAAAGAAGGACAGGCUGGAUUGGACUAAGCCCAGCCAUGUGUUUACUACGCAAUAUCGCAUUAUUGACACUCCAGAUUCGUGGACUGUUCUUUCGGAUGGUUACUAG